Messenger RNA from Racocetra persica, 324 nucleotides. Lineage: Eukaryota; Fungi; Glomeromycota; Glomeromycetes; Diversisporales; Gigasporaceae. The record is from the annotation of a GenBank genome assembly.
AUGGCUGGUGCUGCCACUCCUGGUUUACGCAAAACGGCACUUGACGGCACCGGGGGAACUCCGGCAGCCGACAUGGAUAAUCAUAAUGGUGAUAUUCGGGUCACAAUUAGCGGCACGAACUAUGAUGGCUAUGCCGCUAUCAUAGCCCUUAAUGAUAAAAAUACUGCCCGAGAUACGGCUUGGGUUAACGCUUUUAAAGCAGCGGCUCAACCUGCUGGUGCUUACGAUGCCAUGGCUGAUCCGGAUAUUCUGGCUUAUCGCAAAAACAAUAACAACCACGAGAUAACCGCAGUCCAAGGAGCCACCGCUCGCAAUAAUGGGUGA